Messenger RNA from Ictalurus furcatus (blue catfish), 974 nucleotides. RefSeq names its product adrenomedullin 2b (gene adm2b). Gene Ontology annotation, molecular function: hormone activity. The record is from RefSeq and is a predicted model, not a curated record. Gene Ontology annotation, cellular component: extracellular region. Bases 104 to 604 code for a protein of 166 amino acids. The transcript has 2 exons. Gene Ontology annotation, biological process: adenylate cyclase-activating G protein-coupled receptor signaling pathway; positive regulation of heart rate; regulation of systemic arterial blood pressure. NCBI's taxonomy places the organism in Eukaryota, Metazoa, Chordata, Actinopteri, Siluriformes, Ictaluridae.
UGUAAUAAUGUUUAAACUCACUAAUGUCAGAUUUAACAGAACACUAAUACAGAGGUGGGUUUCCUGCAGGAGGUGAGCGCGCGCUCCGUCCGGUCGCUGGAGCAUGACGACUUCGCCUUUGAUGCGCGCGCGCUCCGCCACACUACUACUACUACUACUACUACUGCUAAUAACAGUGCACGUGUUGGCGGCUGCACCGGCGCGCGCAUCAUCACGCAACAGGUUGAGUUUUCCAAGAAAGUUCUGGAACUUUGAGGUGGGAAGUGAUAUCGCCAUGGAAACCACUAUCAAGCCCCUGACUGGUGUAAAGGAUGUGGUGCGAGAGCGCCAUUUGGUCUGGAGAGAUCUUGAGCAUAAAGAUCCCCUGCUGAGUAAUUCUCACACACCUCUCGGUCAAAUCCUCAUCCCCGAGAGACGGAAACGGGGGCGUCGCCAGGCGCUCUUCGGCUCGCGGGGUCAUGUGCACGGUCAGCUGAUGCGGGUGGGCUGCGUGUUAGGAACCUGCCAGGUCCAGACCCUGAGUUAUCGUCUCUACCAGCUGAUCAGCCAGAGGAAAAAAGAACAUUCUUCAGUCAAUCCCAGAAGUCCUCACAGUUACGGAUGAAACUCAACAGGAUGCUUCAUCUGACUCCGCCCAGUAACAAAUAGCGCUUUUCCAUUGGACAGUGUCAGUAUGUCAAUAUCCUGAUGAACUAACUGUCUCUCUCUCUACAAUGACAUGAAAGUAGGAGGAGUUUCCUGGCGGUUAAAGAGAUGAUUUAUCAUGGUGGGCAUGACUGGUCAAAUUCUGAUUUUCUUUGAUAUGAAAUUUAGAAAAAAUACAAUAUUUCUAUAUUUGUAUUUGUCUCUCUCUCAUAGGGUGAACUAAUAAAUAUGGUGAGUUUGUUACAAAAUGAAACAGGGGGUGCCAAUACUUUAAUGUUACUGAAAGCUUUGCAUGCCCUGAAGCAAUGAAUCAGCCCGAAACCAUGAUG